Messenger RNA from Achroia grisella, 4710 nucleotides. RefSeq lists its product as uncharacterized. The transcript has 13 exons. The record is from RefSeq and is a predicted model, not a curated record. Bases 189 to 2804 code for a protein of 871 amino acids. Lineage: Eukaryota; Metazoa; Arthropoda; Insecta; Lepidoptera; Pyralidae.
GUCAGAUUCACAUUAAAAAUGUAUGUGGUUGUGAUAUUAUACAAAGCUGCUUUAUUUAUUUCAAUAUAAUAAUACAGAAUCGUCAAUUGUUUUUGAAUUAUACAAUGAAAAACAACCACUGAAGUCCGCAAGAUAUUAAAACCUUAGAAACAUUUUGUAUAGUACUUCUGAAUGCCUCGAACGGCACAAUGUCAUAUGGACAAGAGGAAGGCCCAGUGUACUACAGGGAAAUACAGAAGAAUGCAUACCUCAAGAGGGUCCCUAAUGAAACUAGCGGGAGUAAGCUGAGACCUUUGGGUCAUAAGAAAGUUCCCCUUAAAGCGAUGUGGACAUUAUUCUGCGUACACAAUGGUCGCACACCAUUCCUAGAGCAGUAUCCCGAGCCUGAAUCUCCAGCGACCCUCGCACACAAGCCUGUGUGGAGGGCCUGCCUCCGUACGGCCAGACAUGUGACGGCCAGCGUGAAGCCGAGGGCAGGCGUCGAGUAUGACUUCCUGAUAGACACUGAGCAUGGACCUGUCAGGAUGAUAGCCCCAGAUUGGGAUGCCAUGCAAGACUGGGUGACGACGCUCCGCAACAAAUUGCACGAGCUGAAGAUACUGUCGAAGGGUGAGAACGUGUACUGCGCUGCUCCGGCUGCUCCCGUGCCCCGGGCUGCCGCACGGGACCCCACCAGCCCGCUGCCCCCCACGCCCCCCGUGCCCCCCGACAGGGUACCAGGUAUUGAAUUGGUUCCGUCCAUACGUCCGCCCCCUGAAGAGCCGCCCCCAACUCCCCCACCCCCUCAACCGGACCCUGUGGAUAUAUCGAACUGGGAUGAGAACCCACAACCAAGUACCAGCCAGGAGACGCAACAGCCGAGGAGUGUAACCAAAAUCUGUGGUCAGAACAUUUGCUUGGACGAUUCUAUAUUGAAGAGAAUCACCGUCACUGAUAGUGAUGAAGAAUUCUUCGCAGAAGUGGAUAGGAUACACGCAUCCGCCGAUGAUGAAUAUGGUGAUGAUAAUUCUGAAAGUUUCGGAGAUCAGUUUGAAGGUUUCAAACAGACGCUCGUUGUGGGGGAUGAUGUACCUGCUCAGUCGAGUGGGGCUGAAAAUGUAACGAGUGAUCACCAAGCAACUAACAUUACGGUCAUCCAAGUAUCAAACAAACCGCCCCACACAGCUAUACCGGUCCUUGGUCCAGAAACUAACAUAUUCAACUUCAAUUUUGACCAAAAGCUGACAAUACAACCUGAUCAGCCCUUCAUCAACAUUGUUAACACUGAAGUCAAUGUUACCACACCAGAAAACAGUUACGGCACUGUGUACAAAGACAAUGAGUAUGGCCACUUGAGUUUGACAACGACUGUCAAUCUGACAGAUGCUGUCAAACUGACAGACGCUGUCAGUGCGACGGAGGGAGUUUACGAGAGGUUGUGUAUGGCAUCUACAUCAACUGAAAAUCCAGUUAACAAAGUUAUAAAUAUUGAUAAAGUUAGAAAAUCAUCGUUACCCAAUUUGGAUGCGGAAAGUACAUAUGAAUAUCUGUUUCCUAGCAAUAACAACAGAACGAACAUACAGUUAAGGGUAGAAGAAAUUACUAGUAAUCCAAUUGAUACUACUGGAAAUGUAAAUGAUCAAUUAAAUCCUGACAGUGGGAGUAAUUCCAAUAGUAAUGGAAUUAAUAAUUGUAAUUCCAACAUCAAUGGAAUUAAUAGAGAUAAUUCCAACGCUACUGAAGGAAGUACGCGUGAGUUUAAUCGUAGUGGAAGAGAAUUAGAAGUAGAAAAUAGACCGAGGAAUGUUCAUGUUAGUGUAUCUAAUACUGCGCCAACGGAAAAUGAGUCUACAGUGAGGAUACUAAGGUCGAAUGUUGAAAGAUCGUAUAGUCAAAGUGCCUAUGAUACAUCGGACAGAAUGAGACAGCAUCUAAUUAGAAGAGCGCAGAAUAGUAGCCCUAAAAGGGAUAACAAAAAUGAUAAAUCUGAAGUGAAUCAACCCAAACCGAUAUGGAAGCGUGGAUUAACGGAACUGUCUUUAUUGACACGGCUGAGGGGUAUAGGCAAUGGUAAACGGCACGAGAGCCCAACCAGGCACGAAGUGGAACGCAAUGAAAGCCAACAUGGUGUGACGGCACCGGGGCCGGUGGUUCGUCGGUCUCGGCCAGAGGCGAGGGUCGACACUGCGAGGAGAAGAAGCAGCUCUUUAAAUAAUGGCGCGGCUCCGUCGCUGGCGACGCUGCGGUCGCGGCAGGCGGCGGCGCUGCGGGCCGACCUGCGGCGCGGGGCCGCGCUGCCGGCCGCCGCCGCCGCCCGCGACCCGCCGGUGUUCGCGGACUACGACGCCCGCGUGUGGGUGGCGCGGUGGGGCGGCGGCGGGUGGCGCGCGGGGGGGCGGGCGGGUGACCGCGUGGCGGCCGUCCGCGGCACGGCCCCCCGGGACGCCGCACACGCGCGGAUGCUGUUCCGGGCUGAACCCUCGCAUCAGGUGGACAUGCUGUUUUAUCGUGUGCCUUUAGGAAUUAUUUACGUAUUAAAUAGAAGAGAGAAUGAAAGUUUAGGUAUAAAGUUGGACGGCGAGUGCUGCAUCGUGUCGGUGGAGCGCGCGUCGGCCGCGGGCCGCGCGGGCGUCCCCCCCGCGGGCCGCUGGGCCGUCACGGAGGUCAACAACCGCCCGCUCACGCUCCUCAAGGGUGGUGAAGAAGAAAUGCACCGCCUCUCCAUGCACGGCUCGGAGAUAUCAGUGCUGAUACAGCCUGCGGCUCUAGUCAAGAAGCUGCGUGCAGCCAUCAAAGCUAACAAGAACCUUAUGUCAAUGCGAUAAGGUUCAAUUUAUAUUAAUUAUUUUUUUCAUUUAAUAUCUCACUGGCAUCUAUAGAUUCGGAAUCUCUAAUAAAAAGUAUUCUAUUAACCGACUUUAAAGGAAACUAAUCUCAAUUCAAUUGCGAUUUUUAUAUAGUCGUCGCAGUUGUUGAACCGAUUUUUAUGAUUUCUUUGAUCUUAGAAAUAUGCUGGUAAUUAUUUGACCAAUCUAUGUAGGGGCCAUCUAUAAAUGACGUCACACGAAUUUCGUGAUUUUUUUUAAUCAAUUGUGAAACUAGUCCCCUUCAUAACCCAAAAUGGAAUGGAGAUUGUUGAGGGAGUAAUGUGGACUGAUGACCCCAUUGCUAACAAUGUCAGGUUGACCUCCACGCGGUUCCCUCUGGAAACCAUCGUACAGCGCAGACGGAUACACCAUUACAUUAUCAUCUAUUAAUGAUAAUACAAAUUUCGUGUUUUAAUACUGACUUAAAUGUAUUAGAUUUUGAAAAUUGAAUCUCGAAAUUUAUGACUUUUGUGACGAGUCCACUCCUUUGUCACACAUACUAUGUCACACUGCUUACAGCCUCUGAUUUGUGACUUAAUUUAUAGAUGAUCCCCUAUCUAUAUCUAUAUUGAUAAGUCGUUAUUAUUAUUACAAAACGCACAAAAUUAUACUUUUAUAUAUAUAUACAUAGAUAGACAUAAUAUUAACAAGUUUGUCAUAUGUAUGAUACGCAAUACAAAAAGGUCGUAAGUUCACUGUGGAAUGUACAGAUAAUUAUAGACCUUAUGCUUGACGGAGGAGCGAACAGUUUCCUACAUCGGCCUGCAUGCAAGAAAAUAAUUACGAAUGAGAAUAAAGCAAGAAUUUUAAGGGAAUUUCUUCUACUUAUGGUCUGAGGCAUUGUCAAUUGUUUUUUACUUGAAUAAAAAUAAAAAGAAUAACUUUUUAUAAUGAAAAUAUUGUCUUUAUAUACAUUUUUACAGUUUUUUUUAUUAAUAUACAAUAAAACAGUAUAUAAAAGUAGUCUUUAACAGCAUACAAAAACGAAAGCCAGUAGUUGGUACUCUUUUCUUUUAUAUUACAAUGGUGGCAAACAAGCAUACGGCCCAUCUGAUGGUAAACGGUUACGCUGAGGGGUGUCAUAUCCGCGUUGGUGAUCCAUAAGAAACUUUAAUUUUGAGUUAAAAUCAAAUUAAUUUCUAUAGUAACGAAAACUAGUCAUAGUUUAUUAUGAAAAGUUCAAAGUCAUUUACGAAUUACCACCUAAUUUCUUUGUGAACGUGCAUUAGUUUGAUUUAGGGUUGCCAAACCCAAAUUAAAAAAAAUAGUAUUGAAAGUUCAAAAUAACAGGACUAACCAGUUAAAAACAGAACGCAUUUAUAGUUAUAUUAAUAUGUAGUAAAAUUCAAGUAUUUAAUAUAAUCAGUAUUUUAAUAAAAAGUAUUUGGUAAAAUUAUACUUUUGAAAAUCAGUAAUUAAGUGGCGCGGAUAUUUUAAAAACCCAGGACGCUGCCAAAUAACUAUUAUGGAUUUCCCAGGACACUGCAAAAACUAGGACAUGUCCUGAGAAAACAGGACGGUUGGCAACUCUAGUUUAAUUAUUAUUCUACCUGGCUUUUUGGUUUUGGUACUUUUAUGGACUAACUUUAUAUAAAGUGUUUUUAUAAUACAAUUUUUAAUAAAAAUUUUAACACGACGUGCAAUUUUACUAUUGUAAGCAAUAAUAUUAAGACUUAAAUGUAUACACAUCACUAGCAAUAAUAGAAUAAUAGCUUAUUUCUUUAUGUAAUCAAAUCAGAUAGAGUAAGGAGAAAAAGAGGGUUCCUUACACCCCUCAAUAAACCCAUACAAGAAUUAUUAUAAUAUUAAAUACAAGAUUAUACAUUUAUAUAACUGUUUUCGGGAAUUUAAUAAAAAAAAAAAC